Molecule: messenger RNA, 522 nt
Organism: Acomys russatus (golden spiny mouse)
Lineage: Eukaryota; Metazoa; Chordata; Mammalia; Rodentia; Muridae
Product: vomeronasal secretory protein 1-like
Exons: 6
Coding region: 1-522 (173 amino acids)
Molecular function (GO): small molecule binding
Source: RefSeq, a predicted model, not a curated record
AUGAAGGCGCUCUUCCUGGCCGUCAGCUUCUGCCUGGUUGCUGCCCUGCAGGCUCAGGACCUCUCGCCCCUUGCUUUGAAUAACGGGAUUUUUUCCGGGAAGUGGUUCAUGAAGGCCUUGGUGAUGCAAGACCAGGUCCCGCUAACGAAGGUCUCGCCCACACUCAUCUGGGUGCUAAGCAACGGCGACAUGGAACUUUCUCUCACACAUAUGAUCUAUGGCCAGUGUCUUGAAGUGACCACCAUCUUAGAGAAGACAGAGGUGCCCGGCCAGUACCGUGCCUUUGAGGGUAAGAGCCACCUGCGGGUGCAACUGUCUUCCGUGAGGGACCACUUCAUGCUCUAUUGUGAUGGGGAGCUGGACGGCGCACACUUCACGAUGACCCAGCUCAUGGGGAGGGACCCCAAGGAAAACCUGGAGGCCUUGGAGGAAUUUAAGGAGUUCACACGGCAAAACAGACUUGCACUGGAGAACCUGGUCAUACCGGAGCAGAUGGAGGAAUGUAAACCAGAGGGUGACUAG